Messenger RNA from Heteronotia binoei (common prickly gecko), 1767 nucleotides. It is a transcript of the gene NEU1, whose product is annotated as neuraminidase 1. The record is from RefSeq and is a predicted model, not a curated record. Gene Ontology annotation, molecular function: exo-alpha-sialidase activity. Gene Ontology annotation, cellular component: lysosome; cytoplasm; membrane. Gene Ontology annotation, biological process: oligosaccharide catabolic process; ganglioside catabolic process. The transcript has 6 exons. Lineage: Eukaryota; Metazoa; Chordata; Lepidosauria; Squamata; Gekkonidae. The coding region runs from base 8 to 1231 and encodes 407 amino acids.
CGAAGCGAUGAAGUUCGGAUGCGCUCCCGGGAGGAGAUCCCGUCCCUUGCAGAGGCGAUCCUGGACAUGGAGCAGUCUCUGUUUCGGGACUCUGUUGUUUUUGGGCCUCUGCUGCUGGCAAACGACGGGGGUGGUGACACCUGAUCAGGUGAAACCCAUCAUCACCAUGGAGCAGUUGCUGUGGGUGAGUGGCAGCGUGAUCGGGGAGGUGAACACGUUCAGGAUCCCCCUCAUCGCGGCGACGCCUCAGGGGACCCUCCUUGCCUUUUCCGAAGCCCGGAAGUACUCUUCCUCAGACACCGGAGCUAAAUUCAUCGCCCUUCGCAGAUCGCAGGACAAAGGAGCUACCUGGAGUCCCACUUCGUUCAUAGUUGACGACGGUUCCCUGGUGGAUGGACUCAACCUUGGGGCUGUGGUGGUGGACUCAGAAAAGAACAUGGUGUUCCUGAUCUACACCCUCUGUGCCCACUACAACCGAUGCCCUGUUGCAAGCACCAUGAUCAUUCGCAGCGGUGACGACGGGGUCACGUGGAGUGUUCCCAGGAACCUCUCUGAGGAGAUUGGCACGACUAUGUUUGCCCCUGGACCAGGCUAUGGCAUCCAGAAACGUUAUGAGCCCAAGAGGGGGCGCUUGAUUGUCUGCGGCCACGGGACCAUAACCCGGGAUGGGAUCUCCUGUCUCCUCAGCGAUGACCACGGUUUGACGUGGCGGUAUGGGCAGCAGCCCCUGCAUGGCAUCCCUUUUGGUGGAAUGAAACAUCCCAGUGACUUCAAUCCUGAUGAAUGCCAGCCCUACGAACUGCCAGAUGGAUCUGUGGUGAUCAACGCCCGGAACGAGAACUUCUACCACUGCAGUUGCCGGAUAGUGGUGCGCAGCUACGAUGCCUGUGACACCCUCCCACUGGAAAACGUGACCUUCGACGAGACCUUGGUGGACCCAGCUGUGGCUGCUGGAGCCCUCGUCAAAUCAGGCCUCGUCUUCUUCACUAACCCGGCCCACCAGAGACAACGGGUCAACAUGACGCUGCGCUGGAGUUUCACUAAUGGUUCAUCAUGGUGGAAAGAGGCCUUGCAGAUCUGGGGCGGUGCCAGCGGUUACUCCUCCAUGACGGCGUUAGAUGGGACAGCACCUGAGGAUGCCCAUAGCCUCUUCGUCAUUUAUGAGAAGGGCCUGGUCGAUACCACCGAGAGCAUCUCUGUAGCCAAGAUCAGCAUCAACGGGAAGCUGUGACCGCAUGGGGUGUCCUCUAUUGGAUCUUUUCCCCAUGUGCCUUUAAGAUUCCUGACCCCUUGGCAGGGUUAGGAUAGAAGGGAAUCUGAACUAGAACUCAGGAAGAGACCCCAGUUUGAUGGGGACUCUCCAACCAUGGGGAGGGCAAAAAGCACAUUGGCAGAGCUUGGGAGAACACCGGCAGCUGUGGGACUGGGCCCCAGGAGGUCGCCAGUCUGCCCUCUAGUCAAGCCCUCUACUCUCCCUGGUCCUCCCCAUAAGGACGUCAUGAGGCCAAGCCUUUCCCUUGCUCUUUUCCCAUGAUGCCAAGGCUGCCAGUCUACCUCAGAAGCACUCCUGACUUCAGAUGCUGCUAUUGAAUUUCUGAGUGGAAGGGCAAGAAGUGGGGCAAACAAGCGAGAAGAGGAAGACAAAUCAGGAGAUCAGUAGCCAAUAGUUGUUCAGCCUGGAUUGGCUUAUCGUAGAUCAAAUCAAGACAAAAGGAAGACAGCUGUCAAGUUUUGUAAUGAAAUAAACUAAACAUGCACUUUUAUGUA